Molecule: messenger RNA, 1477 nt
Organism: Ruditapes philippinarum (Manila clam)
Lineage: Eukaryota; Metazoa; Mollusca; Bivalvia; Venerida; Veneridae
Product: acetylcholine receptor subunit beta-like
Exons: 1
Coding region: 26-1330 (434 amino acids)
Biological process (GO): monoatomic ion transmembrane transport; regulation of membrane potential; chemical synaptic transmission
Cellular component (GO): membrane; synapse; neuron projection
Molecular function (GO): transmembrane signaling receptor activity; neurotransmitter receptor activity; extracellular ligand-gated monoatomic ion channel activity
Source: RefSeq, a predicted model, not a curated record
CGUUUUCUUCUUUAUUUUAUAAACAAUGAAAGGACGUUUCAACAGCAUAAUUUAUAUUUACAUCAUAAAUGUGUUUCUUUGUUCAACCUCGUUUGUACGAUGUGCCACGAUAAAUGACACAGAAUCACUUCUGGCUAAUAUACAGGCAAAUUACAAUAAGAAUGUAAGACCGACGUAUGAUCAAUCACAAGCUAUUCAAGUUAACAUUGUGAUGUAUUUAAAAUCUAUACAAGAAUUUGACGAGGUGCAGAAGAAAUUUUCAUUUGUUGGAGCAAUGGGUGUGGUAUGGCACGACUACAAGAUGCAGUGGGAUCCUUAUCAGUACGGAGGACUGUGGGUAACUACGCUUAGUUAUAACGAUAUUUGGGUCCCAGAACUAGUUUUGUCCAGCCCAUCUGGGAAAGGAGUAUCGGUUGGGAAAAGUACGGACGUUCUCCGCAUUACUAACUAUGGAACGGUUUAUUGGUACCCGUCAGAUUUAUUUCAAAGUACGUGUUCCGUUAACGUAAGAUACUAUCCGUUUGAUAUUCAGAAGUGCACAACCUCAUUUGCUUCCCUUGGAUAUAAGAAAUAUGAGGUAAAUCUUACCCAUGGCCAAGAAACUGUAGAUUUUUCGGCCUACUCAGAAAAUGGAUUGUGGAGAGUUGACGGUUCCGAAACGAAAACACAACUUUUAGGAGAUGGUGAAGAAAUGGAAAUCAGUUUCACUGUACACCUUAGUAGGAAAGCGGCAUACGUUGUAGUCAAUCUGCUAAUGCCAACUGUUGUGUUAAGUUUAAUGAACGCUUGGGUUUUCAUUCUGGUUCCCGAGUCCGGAGAGAGAAUUGGAUACACUAUCACAACGCUUCUAGCAAUUGCCGUCUAUAUGACCAUAGUGAGUGAUACACUUCCCAAAACCUCGGAACCAGUGCCCUUAAUUUCUUACAAAUUAAUGGCGGAUUUGGUAACAAGCGCACUUACUGUGUUUGUUACGAUUUUGAACGCGCGCAUGCAUUUAAGAAGCGAUACUGAGAUGGUUCCAAACUGGUUGCAGCGUUUGUACAACUCUCUAAGAUGCGUCAGUUGCUGUAAAACCGAAAGGAUAGUUCCAGAAGACGAAAGUGCUGGUCAUUUUAAAACGGAAGAUAAUAUGAAGGGUCUACGCACAGACAAAGACGGCAUUAAAAAUCCAGAUAACGAAGCCUUCGUCAUGGAACAAUCGCACAAUGAUAAAACAGUGACCUGGAAAUCGAUAAGUAACAUGAUUGACUGGAUUUCAUUGAUUGGAUUUUCUUUCUUUUCAUUAUUGAGCUUUUUCAUAUUUAUUGGAAUAACAUCAUCUUCAAAAUAGUCAUUAGAACUUCCAAGAUAAACUUCGAUGUAUGAAAGCGAUUUUACGAAAAAAGUUCAUUUUUUCUCAAAUUGUUAUAAAUAUUUGCUGCCGAUUAAGAUCCCCUUCCAGACUUGAUUUAUAAAAUUAUGUAAUGUGGAGAUCCAU